AAUAAACACUUGAGUUAAUGAAACUCAAAAGCUCAAACUCUCAUUACUAAUGAGCUUUUAGCUGACAUGGAUUUUGGGGCAAACAAGGAGCUCUUAAUCUCAGCUUUGAGCUCCUCAGAGGACCCAAAACCCAGGUGGUGCAGCCAUGCCAGGCCCUGGUCCGCACCUCCUGUACGCCAUGGGAACUGGCCUGGCUCUGACCACUCUCAGCAAUGGCAGGUUCAGCCCCCACCACACCCUCUUCUACACCAUCAACGCCUUCUUUGGCCCUGACAUCGGAUCCUUCUCUGAGUGGCUCGACUCCACCCUCGGCUUCGGCUUCGGCUCCAAGCUAGCCGACUUAAUCCACCAUCCCUUUUACUAUGUUCUCUUUCCGGGUCUUCCUCUGUGUUUGCUGUACUCUUUGGUCUCUAGAGUUUUGCUUCAAAGACGGCUUCUUGAUUCGUUUUCUCGGGUGCCCCUUACUAGGAAGCAGUGCUGGUUCUUGGUGUCAGCUGGUUCUUUUUCACACUUUUUCCUUGACCACUUGUUUGAGGAGAAUGGGCAUUCAAAAAUGUAUACUUGGAUUUUGAGCACUGGUUGGUGGAAGGGCCGGGCACCGGUUAACCCAGAUGCUGUUGUUGUAGUUGGCCUUUUAUGCAUUUUCUUAAUCGGCGGCUUUAUUUACAUCAACAGGGUUAAGCCUCACAAGUCUAUUAAUAAGCAAUCAUAUCAAUCAGUGACACUGAUUUCCAUUGUAGCAAUCCUGUAUUGCUUAUGGUGUGCAAGCCAAAUACACUGGGUUAAUCCUCGUCGGCCAGCAGUUGGUGAAGAGGCUGAUCUUGGGGUUCUUGUAUUUCUAGCCAUUUACUUCUUUCUUCCUCACCUUUUGUGUAUAUUGUCCAUGCACCCUAUAGAUCUUCAAGCAGAGCAACUUCCACUGUAACAGUAACCAUAUUACUAAACAGAACAUCCCACUUUUGCUGCCCAAUAGUCGCGAUUCACAACGAACGUUUUGGUCCUGUAUGACACAAAGAUUCUCAGGUCUUGCCACGGCGGUUAGUUUUGUUACAUAGCUUUCUACUUUCAUGUGUUGGGUUUUUUCAAAAUUUGUAUCUUAUUACUAUCUUGUAUACUGUUAUACAUAUAGAAUUUGGAAGCGGCUAUUGACUGUAGUUGUACCUUCAUUUGUUUC
Molecule: messenger RNA, 1174 nt
Organism: Prunus persica (peach)
Lineage: Eukaryota; Viridiplantae; Streptophyta; Magnoliopsida; Rosales; Rosaceae
Exons: 4
Coding region: 146-925 (259 amino acids)
Source: RefSeq, a predicted model, not a curated record